CCGGUCUGUGAGGAGGUUUAUGAGGCACUGCUGGCGGCCGGGCAGGGCUCAGUGUGAGGCGAGCCGUAGAGCGGGAAGGUUGCUUGUGUGCCCCGUUUAGCCGUUAGCUUCCACCACACCCCGCAGCCAGGCCGAGCCAUCAUGGCUGAUCAACUGACAGAAGAGCAGAUUGCAGAAUUCAAAGAAGCUUUUUCACUAUUUGACAAGGAUGGUGAUGGUACUAUAACUACAAAGGAGUUGGGGACAGUGAUGAGAUCGCUUGGUCAAAACCCCACAGAAGCAGAGCUACAGGAUAUGAUCAAUGAAGUAGAUGCUGAUGGUAAUGGCACAAUUGACUUUCCAGAGUUUCUGACAAUGAUGGCAAGAAAAAUGAAAGAUACAGAUAGCGAAGAAGAAAUUAGAGAAGCGUUCCGUGUGUUUGACAAGGAUGGUAACGGUUACAUUAGUGCUGCAGAACUCCGUCAUGUGAUGACAAAUCUUGGUGAGAAGCUAACAGAUGAAGAAGUUGACGAAAUGAUUAGGGAAGCAGACAUUGAUGGUGAUGGUCAAGUAAACUAUGAAGGUAAGGAGUUGUUAACAGAUUCUUCUAAUGCUGGUGGUUGUGUAGAUGCUGAUAGCCACACCAAGUUUAAAUAGGGCAGUGUUAAGGUGAGAUCUUCUCAACAGUUAGUGUUCCUUUAAGCUAUGGACUUUUAGUAUGUACAUCAUGUACCUCUAAAUAGGGUUGAGUGGGUUAUUGCUACCUUUGUGCCAAAGGCAAAAAAUGACUAUUCAACUGUGCACUGUAAGGAUAACUUUCUAAAUCUAAUGAUGUCUAAUGACCAUUAGAAUAAGGAAGCUAGCUGAGAUGUUAACAUACUGUUCAUACUAUUCUGUUCACUAAUAAAGGUUGAUCUGACUGUAGCAAGUCACUCAUCUUUUAUUAAUGCUUUUAAAAUUACUAAUUAAAGGGGGAAAGCCUCUAAAAUACACAUAAAUUUAAAGACCUUUAGAAGACCUCUUAAAUAACUUCACACAAAUCAGCUGCAGCAGUAGCUUAUUUUCUUUCUUUCUUCCUGGCAUUGAAACUUAAAGUCAUGUGAGCAGGAGGAGUUCUGUUAGACAAUUGCUUGCAGCUCAGAAGUGUUAAGCUUGUUUUCACUUUGUAACUUUCUGAACAUUUUUAUAGAACAGAACUAGGGUAUUUUCAGAUAAUACCCUUACUGUUUCUGAGGUGUAGGUAUGGCUUCCCUUUAAGGCCUUUUUAGUUGUGGCCUCAGGAUGAGCAGUCAUCUGUGAGUGAAAAGGUGUUUUUAUGAACAAGGCUGGUGCUCCAUAACUCUGCUUAGGAGUAGACUGUUUAGAGGCUGGCACUAGAGAGGGUAGACAUCCCUCUUGUUUCCAGUUGCUCUUUUGUAACUCGAGCAACCAGUUAACUGCUUUUAGGUUCCUGGUUUCUUUUUAUUAUUGCACCUGAAACUGGUUCAGCAAGAUAAGUGAAGAAUCCUAUUUUGUGGGAUCUAACUUCCAAUGUGCUGUGAAUAAGCAGUGAUUCAGAUGCUUAAAGAUGGUCAGAUAAAAUAGCAAGACUUGAACUAUUCUGCUUUGAAAAAAAUUCAAACCAACAGAGUGUUUUGCUUGUACACCUACUUAACCAAUCAUUGCUUAAGCACAAUUUCUGCUGAUCUCAAUCAUUCUUCGAUACCUUGUCCCUAUCUGUAAGUCAGUGAACAUGAGGACCCUGCAAUGUUUUAGUUUGGAAGCAAGGCUGUUCUCCAGUUCACUGAGGGAUGAACUUUUUUAUAAAAGUGGAGGCUUUUUGCCUUUAAAAAUAGGAGGUUUUUAGGUGGGAUUGGUGGAAAAAUGGGGCUGUCUUUAAGAUGCUUUUUUGAAUGUAACUGAAAACAGUUUUGAAAGUGUUCAGCACUAGUAAGGCAGGUCACAUCUCAGAUCUUUCAAUUCAGAUUUUUCUCUGAGUAACUCUUAUGCAACUCUUUCCUUUUACAGAGUUUGUACAAAUGAUGACAGCGAAGUGAAGACGUUGUACAGAAUGUGUUAAAUUUCUUGUACAAAAUUGUUUAUUUGCCUUUUCUCUGUUUGUAACUUAUCUGUAAAAGGUUUUUCCCUUACUGUCAAAAGAAUAUGCAUGUAUAGUAAUUAGAAGGCCAUUCCUCCAUGUUUUUCUCCUUUAUCUUACUGUCAUUGUUCUGAUUUUUGGAAAAUUGAUCUAAGUAACAAAUGUUGCAUGUGGCUUACUCUGGAUAUUUAAGCCCUUCUGCACAUCUAAAGUUAGAUGGAGUUGGUUAACUGAGGGAACAUCUGGGUUGUCUGUUUAAAAAAAAAGUAGCUUUCUUAGGAGACUUAGGUAUGACUAGUGUAACAAAUUACAUAAAGUAAGCUAGGGUUUACCAUGCAUUAGCAAUUCCUUAGUUAAAGCAACAUGUUGGCUCUAGUUCUCCAGUACAUAAAGGAGUUUAUUCCGCUUUCUGUGAUGGAGGAUAAGGACUCAUGCAGCUAACUGCAGGAUAAGACCAUGUCAAUAGUAUAUAUAUGUAUAUAUACAUAUAUACAUAUGUAUAGUAUAUGGCUAAUGCACUGUAAUCAUUCUCCUAGCUUACUUCAGUAACUUGUUUGUGGCCAUACCUGUAACAUGUUGUUGAAAUGUGGAGUCUUAACGUUGUGGACGAUUGACAGUCAACAAUAUGAAACUUAAGUUGCACUAAUGCAAAACGGGUGAUUUAUCCAGGUACUCGUACACAAGGUUUUUUUUGUACUGCUGGUCCUGUACCAGAAAACAUUUUCUCCUCUUGUUACUAUGCUUUUUAAACUUUGUUUAGCCACUUAUUUUCAAAAAAAUCUGCUUAUGGCACGAUUUGCCUCAAAUCCAUUCCAAGUUGUAUAUUUGUUUUCCAAUAAAAAAUUACAAUUUACCCA
Messenger RNA from Grus americana (Whooping crane), 2913 nucleotides. RefSeq names its product calmodulin 2 (gene CALM2). The transcript is spliced from 5 exons. The coding region runs from base 142 to 636 and encodes 164 amino acids. The record is from RefSeq and is a predicted model, not a curated record. Gene Ontology annotation, molecular function: calcium ion binding. Lineage: Eukaryota; Metazoa; Chordata; Aves; Gruiformes; Gruidae.